Clonostachys solani is the source of this 6105-nucleotide messenger RNA. NCBI's taxonomy places the organism in Eukaryota, Fungi, Ascomycota, Sordariomycetes, Hypocreales, Bionectriaceae. The record is from the annotation of a GenBank genome assembly.
AUGCCGGGUUUCCAAGCUAUCAACCUCGAACCAGAGGAAAACGUCGAUGAGCUGAUCGAUACCACAAAGGAGAUACAUGUGGACGAAGCACUCAAACGGUUCCAAAAUGCCCUUCGGCUCCAUGCGCAGGGUUCCAGAUCGCGUGAAGCUGCCGAAUCAGCCUACACGGAGCUCUUCAACUCUGAAGUUUUCAAGUACCGCGAGGCCCAGACAGACUACGAGCGAGCAGAGCGUCAUGCUGGGAACGUGACCGAACCGCAAAUUCUCGACUCCUUUUCAGCAGGAUUAGACAUUGAUGCUGGCGGUGCCGAUGGUGUCGCUGCUAGUCUUUCUCUGGCACUAUAUCUGGGAUACAAAAACUAUGGCGAAUUCUUCCUUGACAAGUUGAAGGAUAAACUGCAAUCGGACCCGGAUGUGAAGAAGGCCCGAAUAUUCUUCCAUAAAGAUGGUGCAAGCAAAAUCUUGGAAAAUUGGGCACGAGCUUUGGACCAGGAUCCUUCCGAUCCCGAAGUCUGGCGUAGAGCUGCUCGCUUCGGUGCUGCUCUGAACAGCGGAAGGCUCAAGCGCUAUUGUCUGGAGGCGGCCAUUGAGCUAGAUGAUGAUCCAGCAGUUAUGGAAAUCGAUCCACCUUCGUUAGCCGAGGGUCUAGCUGGAGAGCAGUUGAAGGACCAGUUGAAGCUCCUCCACGACGAAAUCGCCCUCUCGCACCCAGGGAUGGCACCCUGGAUGAAGAAAGAAAUGCCAUCGAUGAUCAAACGACACCUCGAUCCUAUACCAUAUCUCCCCGACCCGACCCAAUCGUUAACACCACCCCCCUCGACCCCCGCGGAAUCUGACAAGCUCCUAGAAGAGGACGAGCCUGAGCCCAUGGACGAGGAUCAUGAGCUGGAAUCAAGUUCAUCUUGGCCUAGCUUAGGUCUCCGUCUGAUGAAACACAUUGAAGAUAACAAGGCUGCGUUGCGAAUUUGCCAGGAAAUCCCACAAGUCUGUCCUCCAGAAGACGGCAAGGUCGCCAACUCAACACCUCCACAAUCCACUGAGCCAGAUAAGAAAGCCGAUGAAGCUGUCAAAGAUGGUUCGCGCGAGAAGUCAACGGAUGACACGGACGAGAAGGCUACAGGAGACACUAAGAAGGAGUCAGGCCCGGCACAGAAAGGUUCAGACAAGCCUCAGAAAGAACGGAGUCAAUCGGUACCAGCCACAAGAAAGCGCUCACAGUCUGUCGCCGGAUUACCGGACGGGGCUGACGAGGAGAACACUGCUGAGAAGAGGAGUAAACGCGUCCGGCGACGGGAGACAGCAACCGCCGAAGAAGUCGCGGACCCCAGCACAAUUAUUGCGAACCAGCUCCAGCCAUGCCAUGACGCGGAUAGCCACUUGUUUCACAUGGUCCAGAACGUUGCAGAGAACCUAGGCGUUGAAGAUAAAGGCGUCAUUGACUGUCUCCUAGAGCUCCACCAAUCCUCCACGGCUGAAGAUCGCUUGGCCAAGGUGACACCGCUGGCUUCCAAAGACCUCCGAAGCGUUCUCACUGAAUUCAGCGACAACACUGCUCGAGUACUACUCGAUAAGAAGGAGCAGCCGACACUCAGCCUUUCCUCGUUUCUUGAGCACGCCAAGUCUGGAUCACAAGACCAGCCUGAAACCGGGCCCUUUGACGAAGAGAAAGGCCUAGAGGCCUUUGCAGAGGAAAUCGAGAAAUAUGGUCCAUGGGCAACGGGUAGUGACAUUGCCUUUGAAUGGGUCAAGGCCAUCGCGCCUAGCUACAAGUCUGCAAAAUGGUCUGAUACAAUGAAAACAACCGUUGUUCAAAUGCUCAAUCGUGUUGAUUCUAUCUUGCUAGAGAGGGUCAACCACGACCUGAACUCGUUACUGGCUGCUCCUGAGCAGCUAGAGUCCCUCAGCCAUAUUAUACCUAUGCUGUUUGAACUUCACAUUGACAUUUAUGAACGAAUCACGAAUCCGAAUAGCGUGGUAGAUUACGCUACUCGUGUGGAGACAAAGGAUCGUCUCAAUAGAUGGCUUGGCAUCGCUUCGGGUUAUAUCCAGCGUCUUAACCUCCCGCCGAGCGAUGAAUUGAGUGUGCGAUUCUUAUGGGGCUCGGUCCUUGUUUCCGCGCUUGUAGAGGAACCAGUCCGCGAGCAUAUCCUUCUCAUGUGGACUUCUCUCAGAGAUUUCAUGUCUGAUCAAAAGGUGGAACUAAUAUCUCUUCCAAACAACGUGGUGAUGCCAAUAAUCUCCCCGGCUGCUGCGGAUCGCGAGAUUUCAAAACUCACCACAAUGGAUUUCUUUCUCGGCCUGUUUCAAGAGGAGAUGAAGAGUCCAAUUGAAGUGAUUGAAACACUGGAGCCUGUCUUGAACCCUACAUCUGUACAUGUCGCUCCCGAGCCGCCGACGCCUACCACGUCUGCGGACGAUGAGUCCGUCAAAGAACAAGCCCAGGAUGGGGGGCAACCGAUCUCAGAUUGUGCCGGCCAGGGUCUGCGUGACCUAUGGAAGUUUUUGCUCACCAGCAGCACUGAGCUAAGACUUUUUCUGUGGUCUCGAUUAGGAGAUGCAUACCUUGCCAUUGAUUAUCCAACCAAGAAGUUUUCUUGCUAUUUGAAAAGUAUCGAGAUGAUUGUGGCCGAUCUCGAGGCUGAAGUAUACACUAAGACUGCCUAUGAAUCUCGAAGGCUGCUUCUGAUGAGAACCCUGAAGUCUUUGGACGAACAGGUUAUUCACGCCCUGACCAUGAGCUUGAAUGAACCUAGUGCCUUUGACAUCAUUGACGAGGAGCAUAUCAAGUCAAGCGUUGCAGCAGUUGCUAAAGUGAAUUGCCUCCUGCAUGUCGCCGCCAUUUGUGAAGAUGAUGUCCGUGUUGGAGUCACACCAGCGCCAUCAAAUAGUGCAACCUACACGGCCUUAGUGACCAAGAUGCGCGAGAUGCAGGUGCGCGCAUGGUCGCUUCAAUACACACUUCUCAAGGCCGGCAUCCGCCAGCAAGGUUCCUUUAUAUCACCUGACAACGAGCUGGCUGACUUGCUUGCCGCAAUUCACCAUGCCAUUGGGUUGCGUAAAUACUGCAAGGUUUCCAAUAAGAUCUUCUUGAAGGUGAUGCGAGCAGAGCUUCUCAAAUUGAAGACGCUAGAAAAUUGGGAGGAUUAUCUCGAACAAGUUCUAUACGACCUCUACGGACUGAAACUUGGUGUUGGCGCCUGGGAGGUCCAAGAACAUGGCGUUCCGCAUGAGUCUUUAGAAAAGUCCAAGACGAUGCAACUUGUCGAGAGAAUCAUGAUACUAGCGAAUCGUAUGUCAAUGAAGGAUCUGCUCAAAUCAGACCUCAAGACAACAAUAGAUCAUAUGCAGCAGACAAUCGGCCAGCUGAAAUCAACACCGCAAAUGAUUUUCAACUUGCGGAACUUCCAAGAAUACUUGAAAAGGCCUAUCCAUCCCCUUCGAAUGUACCGGGCACUUACCGGAAGCAUCGAUGUUGAUGCAGUCUCAGUCAAUGCCCCUGAAUCGGGCAUUGCAAACCACGGGUGGUUUUUCCUCCAGGGAAUGCUGGCAUUGACCAAAUUCAAAGGCGUCGACCUCAACCGACGGCAAACUCCUGGAGCUACGGAUGACUUGCGCAUUGGUGCAACUUUUCUCAGACUGCAACUACAGUUCACCCCUGACCGCUGGGAUGCAUGGUUUCGCUUGGCUGAGUGUUUCGAUUAUGAAUUGGAUGAAGCCGUCCUGUGGACGGCUGACAAAAUCAACAAGGAUCGCAACGAACUUCUAAAAUUCCAGCGGAGUGCUAUUCACUGCUACACCCUUGCUCUUUCCCACUCCAUCACUGUAGACGUUGAGGCCUACGAAGGGGAUCCGCUACACGAUCUCUAUCAUAAAUUCGGCAUGCGUCUAUACGCCUCGAGUAGAGAGCCAUUUGCAAUGGAGCCCUUCAAGCACUCCGAGCAGGAGAGAUUCUUUAUCGAAACUAUGAGUCUGGAUGCUUUCAGCAGAAUAGUUCAUGAUGAAAUGACACAGUACAAGGUUUGGAAGUUUGCUGCAAAACUAUUCAAAAUGGCAAUGAAGCGACAACCCAAAAACUGGAAGAAUUCAUACAUGUUGGCCAAGUGUUAUUGGAAGAUGUACCAAACACCAGGAGCUGAUCUCGAUCUCAAAGACCAGAAUUCAAGGGUCAAAUUAGAGACUUUGAUUGAUGCUCUCAAGACAUCCGUGGAAGUUGCUCACAAGAACCGCAAGUCGCGAAGCAAUGACGUUGUCCUUGAGCCGCACUACAAGAUCAUCUCUGUGCUCCACAAACUGGUCACGCGUGGUGAUAUCCCUUCCCUCGAAGCGGCGACAAUUCUUUCCGAGCAGCCUUUCGGUAUAGUUGUCGAUCCAGAUGACCACUUUGCUUCCUUUUCAGAGCCAGAGGAUUGGGAAGAGUAUGUUAUCCGCAGUCUGACCAAGCUUCGAGAUCGCGACAAGUCGAAUUGGCAACACCGAAUUAUCAUGCGACACGCCUGCAUCCUCUUCAAUGAAAAGUCGCCCGCCAGUAUGGAGAGUGAUAACUAUGUGGAAGCUAAGGCCUCCUUUAACAUUCUUCGCGAGAGCAUGUUUACCAAGACCAUGGUGAUGAAUGUUUGGAAAUGCGAUGCUGAGAGGCCUGGGCGCCACCAUGUUUAUACCGAACGAUAUAUGCGUUUCAUGACCAAACUACUCAUUAACUUGUCAGACCGCGUCAACAUGGAACAGCUGUUACGGCGUUUGCGCAAGAAGGGGGCGGACUUUUAUCACUUCGUCGAUCUGUGGCACACAUGCUGCCUCGCUUAUGUGAAGAUGCUCCGCGAUACCUAUGGCAUUACUCAUUCGACGGACGAGGUCUUCAAAUCCAUGUCUAAUGAAGAGUUUGAGAUCAUAACCGAGCGAAUUACCGAAUGGGCAUCUGCUCAAGGACCGAUGACACCUACAUUCAGUUGCAUGAAGGAUGCCAUCGAGUUAAAGAAACUGAAUGCAAGUCUCACAAGAGUAGCACCUAUCGACGACUUGAUCAACGAUUGUUAUUCCAAGAUCUACCUUGAUGUUGCACGAAGUCUUCCUGGCCCAGAACCUGCCAAGGUUAUCGAGGAAAGGAACCAGGCGAAGGAGGCCGUAGCCAAAGAGAACGCAGCAAAGGCGGAGGCAGAAGCUGCCGCCGCAGCCGCUGGAGAACUCCAGCCCAAGGCGUUGAACGGACUGCUCCCGACGUCUGAAGCGCAAGAUAGCCGCGGGGCGACGCCAACUCCACAAGAUUCAGAGAAACCCGAAGCUGGACCUCGCGCCCGACGAGUGGGAAUUCGGCGACCUGAAGUCCUCCGUAAAGCAGAACAAGCUGUCAUGCGGUCUAUGGAGCCCAAGGCUGGCUCUGUCAAAGCUCGCUCUAGUAGUGUGAUGAGCAAGCGGGGAAGCCAACGAGGUAGCCAGACUCCUGCUGCAGCCAUGAGUGAGGAUGAUAGUGGCAGUGGCAGCGGCAGUGAGGAGGAAGGGCCCGAUGCGCAGGUCAGGCGAGAGGCCGCAGAAGGACUAGAUACUGAAGUCAAGGAAACAGACGGUGAGAGUCUGCACGAGCACGACCAUGAACAAGAUCAUGACCAUGAGCACGACCACGACCACGACCUCGACCUCGAGCACGAGCACGAGGAAGAUGAUGACGACAGUGAUCUCAGUGACGUACCCGAGGGGUACGAUGAUGAUAUGCCAGAUGGCUUACUGUUUGCCAACUUGAGGGGUCAGGCACCAAAUGAUGAGUCCAGUGGUGAAGAUGCCGAUAGCGAGAGUGAAGGUGAGGAGGAUGAUCAGGAAGAUGAUGAGACCGCUCUCGAGCAUAUGGAUGAAGAACAAGAUGCCGCUGAGGCCACACUUGAACAUAUGGAUGAGGAUGAAGAUGAGCAAGAAGAAGGCCAAGAGGAGAUCGCGGAUGGUGUUGAUGAAGAUCAAGGGAAGGAUCAUAGCCGACUGGAACGUGCUCACAGAAGUGAUCAUGAAGACACCGAGAUGACAUAUGGCGAGGACGAGCCGACGAGGGGCCCAGAAGGGAGCGAGGACGAGGAGGAUGAAGAUGACGAUGACGAGGAGAAAGCAGAUGAGACCAUGUAG